Bursaphelenchus xylophilus (pine wood nematode) is the source of this 10361-nucleotide messenger RNA. Lineage: Eukaryota; Metazoa; Nematoda; Chromadorea; Rhabditida; Aphelenchoididae. The record is from the annotation of a GenBank genome assembly.
AUGAAAUGGGGCGGCCUGGACAUGACUAACACGCAUAUGCUUCUGGAUUCGGCCGCCGCCUCCACUUCCGCAACGUCGUCCUCGGCGGACGAACAGAGCCCGCAAUCGCUGCUCGACGCCGCCUCACCCUACAACCAAACCAAUCUGAAAGCCCUGAUGGCCAUGAGCCGCAUGAUGGCCGACCAGUUGGCCUCGUCCGGCGGCGCGCCGCUGUUGAGCAGCAUGGGCAUCAAGCAGGAGGUGAAGACGCCGCAGACGGAGGAGAACAAGUCCGAGCCGUCCAGUGUGUCGAAUAACAAUAAUUUCGGAUCGCCCGGCUCGGAGAAUGAUGGUAAGGGAGUUGGGUUUGGCUUUUUUGAAGGUUUAGGGAUAACAUACAGUGGGGGACCUGAUCCAGCGGCAAAAAAGGCACUAUUUUGCAUCCGGGAAGUAUCAAAAAUGUGGCAAAAUGCUUCUCUCUCCAAGUAAAAAAACUUUGUUUUGAAGGGCGCGCCCUUUCUUCUCACAAAAAGAGCGGGCGCGCUUUUGAAAUGUGAGUUUUUUCACUUGGAAAGGGAGAUAUUUUGCCAUAUUUUUGAUACUUCCCGGAUGCAAAAUGGCCCGUUUUUUGCCACUGAAUGAGGUCGUCCACUGUAGUGAGACUGUUCAAAGUGCGGCACACGUCAAAAAAAGUGAAAAAACAAGGAAUCUCGGAUCGUUGAUUUUUGACGAAAUGUCGCUGAAUUAUCGAGUCACAGAAGAAAACUUUCAAAGAGAAAAGGUUGUUUUUGAGAAAAAUGUUUUUUCGAAAAGAAAAAUAAUUUUGUUUUUCAUUUCUGUGGCACUUCGCAAAAAAUCAAUGAUCCAAGAUUUCCUUGUCGCCUUUCUGAAAAAUUCUUUUUGACGUGCGACGCUUAUAUUUUGGCCAAAUUCGACUCAAAUUCUAGGACAAAAUUCUUCAGGGUGGGGCAUCUUUUUGGCAAGAUUUGAAUUGCCUAUAACUUCUUUAUUUUUUGACCAAGUGGCAGAAUUCUUUUUUCUCUGAAUCCUCAGACUCUCCCAUUUUGUUUUAUUAUAUAUGAAACACUCUGUAUCAUCCCCCAAGGUUUUUCCGAAUUUUUCCAUUAAAAGUUUCUUAGCUAUUUCUACCGUAGAUGGAAAUUUUUCCACGUAAACUCAAAUCUCUCUGGCGGAGCUAAAAAAGAUAUGGUCAAAAAGUGUUUUUCUUUUACCGCUCUCCGCAUUCCGCAUACUCUAUCGCUUCCAAAGGCCGUUGAAUAUCUCGGCUGUUCCUGCAAAACGCAGGCUAAAACUUUACGGAAUUGAUAUGUGGCCUGAAAUGUAUCAAAAUCAAAAAAAAAAAGACCUGAGCCUCGCACUUGGGACCCUUCGCUGGUCAUCCCUCUCUCUUUCGAACGUCCGGGUUAUUGUCUCUGAAUUUCGUGAGUCCUUCGUUGUAGAAAAAAUUCCCUUACAAUCUAAAAGCCGCCUGAAAUUUCAAGAUUCAUAACUUUUUUAGACCUAUGUAUGUGAUAUUUUUGCGAUUUUUUUUCAGACCGCAGUGCGCCAAGAUUCUGCGUGGUUUGUGGCGAUGUGGCGUUUGGAAAUCAUUAUGGAGCCGUCUGCUGCAACGGGUAUGUCAAUUUUAUCUAAAAAAUAAAAUUUGAGAGACGGAAGAUUUGGGGUAAAAUACGGUUAUUCCAGUUAGGACAAUUUUAUAUGAUAUACGUAUAUUGAUGAAAUACACUACAAUUAGUACAAAACAUUCACAAUUAAAACUACAAAACCCCUGUCAACUCGAUGUACCUGCUGCCACGAUGACUAAUUGCACGUUUCAGAUGCAAAGGCUUUUUCCGUCGGAGUGUGUGGAGCCGCCGCCAAUACAUUUGCCGGUUUGGGCAUGACUGCGAAGUCCGGAAAGGUAUGUCUACGAUUUUUUUCACUGCUUAUAAUUAAAUUUUCAUUAAAAUUGAAAAUUUGCUAUAAAACAAAUCUAGUGGGGGUAAUACAGAACAUUCUAGAAUUAGUUUUUCUUUCGGCAAAAUUAUGUGGAUUUGGCAGAGAAAAAACCUCGCCGCAGUCACGCACCAAAUCCCCAGCCGUGGCUAGCCGUCGCAGAGCGAUGAUGGGCGAUUCAGAGGCGUGACAAAUCCACACUAUUUUCUCGACAUACUGAUAUUCUUGUUGUUGAAGAAUAUUAAGUUUUUGAAGGCCCCGGAAAAACGUUUUUUUUUCGUUGUUCUUCCUAGAGUUGCAAAGAAAUGGGCAAAAAAUGAUUUUCUCUUUGACCCUCCGCGUUUCGCAUGCUUUCUCGGCCGUGGAUGAAAAUCUCCGCCGCGCAGGCAAAGUGUGAGCUAGAAUUUUGAAGAAUUGAGAUGGGGGACAGGAUGGUAAUGAUUCAGCAAUAAAUCAUUGUGUUCCACGCAAGGCUGGCAAAAGUAAGGCCAAAAACAGUUUUUCUCUCUCCGCGUUUCGCGUACUCUCUCAGCCCCAAAAAGCAUGAGUCAAAAUUUUGAAAAAUUGAUAUUACACAUAUGCGUAAUCUUUAUGCAAAAUUAAAAAAACCUGCGAGUCUCACUUUGAACAGGUCCCUUGUAAGCUUACUGUAUACUAGUCAGUACGCAAGGUGCGGGUCGCCGCAGCAAAACGUCCUGCCUCGUCGCUAUCGCGCACCAAAUCUCCAGCUGCGGCCGCCGUCGCAAAGCGAUGAUCGACGAAUCCAAGGCGCGAGAAAUCCACAUUAUUUUCCCGACAGACUGAUAGUAUACCAUCACUUUUAAUCGUUGGUCUCCCACAAUUACCGUUCCCUCUUAUUUCCUCUUUUUUUCGGCGUGUCCCUGCAGCACACCCCCAUACUACAAGGUUCGUCCGAAACCAGAUUAAUUACGACAUGAGAGAAUUACAGGCCCCGCUGUAGAACCGGUCCAGCGGGCUCAACACGGCCCGAAUGUCUGCACCCAACACCGGAUUACAUUCUUCCCCAUUUCUCUCGCCUCUCGUGCACUUUGAUAACUUGGCCUUCACUGGCCACACGGGCUUCCCCCCGUAAUGAAGUCAAUGUUGUUUUUGGGCAGAGAAAAAGAAGAAUGGAAAUUCAUUGCGGGCUGGGGUUGGGGGGUUUGCAGAAAUUGCCUGGUGAUAAGAUGGGCAAUUUGGGAGCUGAGUUUUUGAAGAUUUUGGGCAAGGAAAUUGAUUUGGAAGGCGAUAGAGAGGCGAAUAAGGGAAGUAUUCAGCGUGUGGUAUAUAGAGCUGGAUGAAAAUCGGCUCAGAUUUUCAAUCGUUGAAGUGAAAAGUAACUUGAUUUUGUCGCGAGAAAAUUCACUUUCUUGGCAGCGAUGCGAUUUUCAAUGCGACAGAAUGCGCAUUAUUUUCCCGACAGACUGAUUUGUUUUAUGCGAGAUUCCUACCAUGCCUUUCAUCGACAUUUUUCGAUUGGAAGUCUUCAAAAAAUCUCCGUUUUUUGCGAUUCUUGGUUUGCAAAUUCCAGGCUGAUUUACUAUUGCGGGGGCGUACGAUUUUUUGUAUAAAAAAUUAUAUUUUUCUAUGCGGAAAUCAAAAAAUUAGAAGCCAGAAACAUUUCUCGUCUCUUUGAUUCUCCUCAUUUUGCGUGAUCCCUAAAAAAAUUUUGGCCCGGUUAAAAUCUUGGCUGUUUCUGGAAAGUACGCUCUAAAACUGAGAGGAUACAUACGUGGUUAGGCCAGAACUUUCAUGCAAAAUUUUAAGAAAAUUUGAGUGCCCUACAAAGCGAUUACUUACAUUGUAAGAAGCACUCUUUUUAUGACAUUUCUAAUUUCUUUACGACGUUCGUUAGGAGCAGAUAGAGCUUUUAGAGAUAAAAAAUUGUAAAGAAUGUGCUCAAAAUGACUUUCACAACUUCAUCACCCAACUUUUGUCACAAAUUUUUCUCGCUCCUUCAUUCCAAACAGGUUUAUUUAGGCCUUUAUAUCACCCGUCCCACACUGUAAACUCAAAGGUUUAUUGUCAUCCCCUUUUUCCAGCUGUCUAAAAAUGCCAUUUUUUUAACACCUUUCCUUCCUAAAUGACGCUGCAUUUUACAUAUAUUUCGAACUACAUAGAAAGACCUAUUUUGGGCGUCAAAUAGUUUAAGAACGGCGCCAUAACGACAAUUCGUCUCCAUGUUCAUUCGCAUGUCGAAUGUAUGAACCUUGAACCUUUUUCGCGAGGGUCCGGAAGCCCCCAGGGCCCUUUCAUUUUCGCAUGAAAUGCUCCUGGUGCGCUCGUUAUUAAUAAAUUAGACCUAAUGGGGGAAUGCUUAAUGUGGAGUUUCAUUUUGUAUUCGGUGAGUAAGAGGCAUUUUGGACUAAAUUAUUUGCUAGACAUUUAUUUUUCGAAGUGUCUUUCUUGGCAGAAAAUCAAGUAUUGAGAGCUUUAGCUCACGCUUUCCAAGAACAGCCAAGAUUUUCAAGUGCCCAAAAUACUAGUCUUUCUGGAAAAACGAGUAUUUUGAUCCCAUUUUGUCGAGUCUUAUUGAUCAAGAAUUUUUUUCGUACAGCCUACAACAACACCUUCUAAAACAAAGCUUGUCUGCGAUUGUCAAUCUUAGAUUGUAGUUGCCCUUACAAGGGAUCGGCAAAUAGUUGCACCCUGCUUUCUUAACAAAACCUAUAUCAUUUGAAAGAGUGUUAAAAAUAGUACACAGCGCAAAAAAAAUUAGCUGCCCAAUAUAUGUUUGGGCAAAGUUAUGGCCAAAACACAGAUUCUAGCCUAAUUUCCGCCUCACUUUAUAAGCUCUUCGAAGAGCAACGGAGUUGUGUGCAGUUGGCUGAGUGGUAGUGAGCCUACUUCCGGCGCAACAAGUCUAGGGUUCGAAUCCGGCCGUUGUAAACUUUUCGCAUUUCGUCUUUUAUGUACCAUAGAACCAUGGUAUGUUGACAUUUUUAAACAAUUUUUGUUCCUUCACAGACAAAAUCCAUAUUUACGAAAUUUUUGGGAGUUUUUGGCUUUUUUCGAAACGACCACAAAUUUGAUGGUGAUGAGAGUGGGGUUGCCACUAUCGUAUAAUUACAAGGGUGUCAUGCCAGUAGCCUGAACGAUUAUAAUUACUGGACGAUAAUUCAAUUUACAAGGACAUAUAAAUAAAUUUUUUCGAAAAAAUACCGAGAGAAAAUUGCAAAAUCGGCUAAAAACGCUAUCAUAGCGGACUAAUCGUUGGUAAGGCUAGGACAUACAAAAUUUUUGAUUUUGAGAUUUUUGUUUGUGAAUGACCACGAUGAUCAUAUAAAUGUAUUUACAAGGCUUUUUUCUCCAAUUUUCCCAUUAACCUAGUUUUAUUUACAAUUUUUUGUAACUAGCAGUAAUUUCUAAUAACUCAUAACCGAGGAAUGGUAAAUCCAGAAAACGUUCGUGAUAGACGUUUUGGGAUGCUAAGGAAUCAAUGAAAACGAUUUAGGCCGCUAGGAUUACUGUAAUAUAAGAAACCGGCGUUUUGGCCGCAUAUGACCCCUUUCAUAAAACGGCCGUAACUUUGCCCAAACAUAUAUUGGGCAGCUAAUUUUUUUUGCAUUGUACACUAUUUUUAUUGCUCUUUCAAAUGAUACAUGUUUCGUUAAGAAAGCAGGGUGCAACUAUUUGCCGAUCCCUUGUUAGAAGCAACGUUACGCUUCAUUUGAAGCUCCUUAUAGAUCCCCUUUAUGAGGCUGCUUAUUGGCUCGUUUGCGGUCCAAAACAUUUUUUUUAAAAAAGUACUUACAUACAUUUCAAGUCCAAGGAUCAAAGUCUCAGUGUGUCUGGAAAAUAAUGAAGGACCGAUUGCGUUGUUGAAGUGAAAUAAAGACAAUUCGAUUUUUCCGCAACACAUUUUAUUUUUCUAGCGAUGCGAUUUUCGAUGCGUCAGAGAGCUCAUUAUUUUCCCGACAAACUGGUAAAAUGAUGAUUUUUGGGGUUUAUCGAUCUCGAAAUUUUGUGUGUUUUUGCGAAAUGCCAGCAGAACUUGUUGAUAAGCCUUGCAAUUAGAGGGAAUUUGCGCUAAUCUGCACCAAAACCCGAGCUUUGAACUUGUCUUUGCCUUCAAAGGCCAUGCACUCAAUUCAGCCUCCAUUUCUCUUGGUGCCUAUAACACAUUUAUAGAAAUAUUAGUUUUUUCUUUGCAACCAACAAAAACGUACCCGUUAGUCCUAUAAUUAACUUGCCUCCGUCUUUUUUUCUCUUUGCACCCCCGAGUUCAACAAUCGAAAUGCCAACAAAUUGGUAUUUUCAGACACACGGAACGUCUGUCGGGCGUGCCGGCUGCGCCGCUGCUUCCAGGUGGGCAUGAACCCGGAGGCCGUCCAAAUGGAGCGUGACGCCGAGAACGGGGUGGUCGACCCCCAGUGCACCGAGUGGAUCGCCAAGAUGCGAGCCACCUACACGAACCUGGACGUGAGCACACGACAGCAUCGCGAGCGGGAGAAGAAAAGGGCCGUGGAUGCGGAUACACAGGUAAAUCUUUUUGUGGAGGUAAUAUUGAAGGGGUGGGUAGGCUAAGAAGUAUUUUAGCUAUUUGUCGGGAAAAUAUUGCAUAUUUUUUGCCCAUAAUUUUAAUAAUCAUAACUUUUCUCAAAAUAAUAAUCAUAGCUUUUCUCUUAAUAAAUUUCCAGUGGUUUUAUUUCACAUAUAGAAACUGGAGUUCUUAAAUUUUGUACACACGUCGGUCAUGAACUAAAUACCAAUUCCUGAAAGUUUUAGCUCUCGCUUUGCAAGCGCCGCCAAGAUAUUGAAAGAUCGAGAGUACGCUAAAAGCGAAGUGCGAGAAAAACACUUUUUGAUCAUAACUUUUCUUGUUUCGUGCGGAAAAAUUUUAUUUUUUGUGGAACAUUACCCUCUAUGGUAGAAAUAGGCAUCAAAAUUUUUUUCGAAAUUGAGCAAAAAGUGUCAAAUUUUCGCCAACUUUUGAUCAAAAAAUAUCGGCUGUUUCUGCAAAGCCCGAGCUAGGAUUCUCGCAUAUUUUUUAGAAAAAAAUAUUCUAAAUUUGUGCCAAGUUUCAUCAAAAUCUGAGCGUUGCACUUGGGGUGUACCUCCCUUGUUAGUAUGCAUCCCUUUUCUCCCUUGCAUCUGUUCUAAAGUCUGAAUGGAAGCGAUCGUAUUUUAAACCCGCCUUUUUAGACCUCCCUCACCAACGAUCAUUUCAACCAAAGCGCGAGUCGUGGAGGCUUUGAUCCACGAAAAAUCUUGGACACCCCCAGAGCUCAGCGGAUGAGAGAGGACCUGAAACAGCUGAUAAUUCGAGCCGUCUUGCUGGAACAGGAGACUUGGCAACAAACAGAGAGUGGGACUAGAGCCAGAGCGAACGGAGCGAUGGUGACAACCUUCGAAGAGGCGUUCGCCAAUCCCGAGCUGGUCUGCAAUCGAUAUCCGGUAGGGUUCAGGGGCAAUACUGUAGUAAAUUUGAGGGGAAAAAAUUAGAUUUCCAGAUGGAAAUCAACUGAUUUUAGAGUCCAUCUCAAACUCUAGAGUACCCAAUAAAAGAUUUGCUUUUGACGAUGAUAUCUUCCAUUUAAUUUUGAAUAAUUUUUUAGCUAAACUUCAAUGGCGAUACGGUGAUGAAUGUGGCCGACUUGCUGGACGGCUGGCGUCGACACUUCACCUUCUACAUUGACUUCUGCAAAGCCAUGCCGGAGUUCAAACGCCUCCCCGUCAAAGACCAAGUGGCUUUGGCGAAACGCCGCGUUGUAAAUAUGAUCUGGCUGAUGCACGCCUAUUAUACCUCACUCACCGACAAAAUCGGGUUUUGCUCGCCGAAUGGAGUGUAUCAUCCGGCCGAACAGGAUCAACGGGCCGACGAGGCCGACGAAACGUAGGUUGGGGGGGAAAGUUGGAGACUGGAAUAGUUACUAAUUUGGAUUAGGCGUGUUUAUCAGUCUGUCGGGAAAAUAAUGAGCACUCUGUCGCAUCGAAAAUCGCUGCCGAGAAAAUGGAUUGUGUUGCGGGAAAAUCAAAUUGCAUUUACUUUAGCGGUGCGAUUGUCGCAGCGACAUUGUGCUCAUUAUUUUUCCGACAGAUUGAUACAAGUUAGGUGAGAAUUUUAGCCAGUGCUUUGCAAAAAAAAUGACCGAGAUGCGGAUACCGAAAAUCAAGAAGAAUUUUUUUUUCAACAAAGAAAAAUAAUAGCUUAUCAGCGAUUCUUUUGCUAUUUUCUGCGCUGAAAUGGACAAAUUAUUCGAAGUAAUGGAUGCUAUCUCUCUCUGUCGGGAAAAUAACAUGGAUUUGUCGCAGAGAAACCGCCUUACCUCACCGCAGUCGCGCGCCAAAUCUGCAGCCGUAGAGCCGUCGCGCAGCGAUGAUAUGAGAUUCCAAGCGUGACAAAUCCACAUUAUUUUCCCGACAGAUUGAUAUUUAAAAUGAAAAUUUUUCUUUACAGAAUCAAAACCUUCUACGCAAACCUCCUUCCCUUCUUCGUCAACGACAUGAUCCUCCCGAUGCGACAGCUCAAAAUGGACCUGGUCGAAUACGUCCUCAUAAAAAUGAUCACAUUUUUCCGCGAUGGUAGGUCGAUCAUCGCUUUGCGGGAACCAAAAAAAUUCUCUUUCAGAGUUCUUCGUCUCGGACAAAACGCGAGAAGAAUUGGAGGACCACAAACAACGAUAUACUUUGGCGCUGGAUGCCUAUAUCAAGUCCAAGGUGGAGGAUCAUUUUGAGGCUUUGGAGAGGUUCGCCAACCUGCUGAAUGUCAUCCAUUCGAUUCUGGUGAGGAUUUGGAUUCUGCAGAGGGUUUUGUAAAACCAAUUUCACUUGUUGGCGCAAUUAUUGGUUGGAGUUUUUUGCACCGUGCAAGCGGAUUCAUUGCACUGUGCAUUUUUGUCUUUUCGCACGGUGCAGAACACGCUCGCUUGUUUGCCGUGCCGUGCGCUUUCCACAGCGCAAUUUACUGUGAGCACUACAGUAGAGAACUCAGGGGGAUGUUUCACGUACAAAAGGGCACUAACUUGAGUUAGCGGCAUCACGCAAAAAGAGGAGAGAGCAGAGAAAAAGAGGAGUGGUAACUUGAGUGAUCCCUCUUCUUUUUGAUUGGCGAAUCGGGCGACUUUUUAUGGACUUGGCCGGACAUUUUAGGCCAUAACUUUUGAUACAGUGGAUCAAUUUACGCCCUUCCAAAAAAAUAUUAAUGCUGGCGGUACACAGAAUAUACACAUAUAAAUUUGUAAAUUUUCCUUUAAAAUUAUGCAAAUCAUAUGCAAAUUUUUCUCUUGGUAUUUAAGAUGCAAGAUACGGAAAAAAAUUUUGAUACCAUCAUAUGCAGCGUGGUUCCAGCUUUAAAACUUUCUUAAAAAUUUGCAAAUUGGUUUACUGUGACAAAAGUUAUGACCAAAAGAUUCUCGCCCACUGUUGCGCGGGCUAUUACUCCUGAUACAGUAUACCAAUUUACACCCUUCAAAAAACCCUUCGAUGCUGAGAGCGUAACAAACAUGUCCAUGUAAAGAUUUUAAAAAAAGACGAGCUUUAAGAUACCAAGAAAAAAAAAUUGCAUAUAAUUUGCAUAAUUUAGAAGAAAAAUUUACAAAUUUAUAUCCAUCUAUUCUGUGUACCACCAGCAUUAAUAUUUUUUUGGAAGGGCGCAAAUUGGCCCACUGUAUCAAAAGUUAUGGCCCAAAAUGUGCGGCCAAAGUCGGUAAAAAGUCAGGUCACUCGAGUUACCACUCCUCUUUUUCUCUGCUUUCUCCGCUUUUUCUGUGAUGCCGCUAACUCGAGUUAGUGCCCUUUUUGAACGUGAAACAUCCCCCAGUAGCAAAAAUAGUAUCAUUUCGUACCCGGGAAGUAUCGAAAAAUGCAGCAAAAUACUACCUUCUCCAAGUGAAAAAACUCCGAUUUCAAAAGCGCGCCUAAAAGUUUCUAGCCUAUUCCUACCGUAAAGAGUCAUGUUUUCAUAAAAAACAAUUUUUUCCGCUUGAAACUGGCAAAGACACUUUCCGUCUUUUGCACACACUCUCCGCCUCAAAGAUCAUUCAAAAAUUUGGCUGUUGUUGCAAAGCGCCAGCUAAAACUUUCAGGCAUGUAAAUGUGACUCAUGGUGUGUCCGCAAAAUUAAAAAAAAACGUGCAAGAUACCACAGUAAACCGGAUAUUUUUGAGGAAGAAAAUAAAUCGUACAUAAAUUGGUUAUACUUUGAAUUUUCUUCAAGCUUUCACGACACUUUCACUCACUUAUUCUCCUUUCAGUACCUGACGAGUAAAAUGAACGAGCGUGUGGAGCUCAGCGCCUUCUUCAACAUCAUCGACUUCGACAAACUCACCAAGGAGAUCCACGCCACCGAGUUGUUCUACAACCUGGACGAUCCGAAUGCCCUUCCGGACGUGCCGAACACCCCGAUUCUGCCGCGGAACAUUGAUCCGGCCGUGUUGCAAAGCGCCGACUUCAUUGCGACGACCGGCUUGUCGCGGACGCUUUAA